UAUCGCUCGCCGAGGAGGCACCUCUCCGCGCCGACCGCCGAGCGGCAUUGUGGCGUCGAGCCGCCGCGAGGAAGGGUCGUUUCGACAGCGCGCUAGUGACAGGUCGCCGUCGCCGCCGUUUCCGUCGUGCUCGCUGCCGUCUGCACGUUUCGGUCACUUUGCCGUUUGUGUUUGGAUCCGAGUUUCGCCAGCGUUCGCGUGUCGUGAUCCGUGCCGUUGGGUCGUCCGUUUCCCUCUGCCGUCCCGCGCCUGCAGUGAGAACCAUGCGCGGGUUGCUGACGGCUCUGCUGCUAGCGGCCGGCGUCGGGAUCAGCUCGGCGUUGUCAUGUGCGCCGUGUGAGAAGGCCUCGUGCUCACCACCCGACUGUCCCGGUCGCAUCGUGCGCGACGUCUGCGGGUGCUGUGACGUGUGCGCGCGCGGCCUGGGCGAGCCCUGCGGAGGACAUUUCGACGCGUACGGACUGUGUGAUGAUGGCCUCGUCUGCCAGACGUCGCCCGAGCAUGGUCAGCCGGUGGUGACCGCCGCCAAGGGCGUCUGCAUCGAAAACGUCACUGUCUGCGAGCUCGAGCUCUGCCAGCUGAUCUUCGGCACCACCUGCGUGUGCGCCGAACCGGAGGGCUGCAAGCUACCGGACGUGUCGGCUGACCCGACCUCCUUCACCAGUCGCGAGGAGUGCGACCAGGCGGCCAAGGGCAGCCUGCUGCCGCCGCUGGCGACACCCACCGAACCAGCCGCCUCCGAGCCCAGCUGCCCGGGUGUGCACUGCGACCCGGGGGUGAGCUCCUGCCCGUCCGACUCUGUGCUGAAGACGGUAUCCUCGGAGCAGGCCGAGUGCUGUCCGCCGGCCGGCAUCUGCCUCUGCGACCUGGAGUCGUGCCCCCGGCCUCCGACCUGCCCCGAGGGCCACGAGCUCUCGCAGCUCACCAAGGGUCGCCACAAGCCCGGCUUCUGCUGCAACACCUGGGAAUGCAAGGCCACAGUUUCUCAGGCGAACCUGAGCUGCACCCACGAGGGCCGUGAGUACGGUGCCGGCGAGCGGUGGCAAUCGAACCUCUGCACGAGCUGCCAGUGCAAGAACGGCCUGACGUUCUGUCAGUCGGCCGAGUGUCCGCCGGUGGCGCACUGCGCCAAAACUACCCACGAUCCGGACCAGUGCUGUCCACGCUGUGUCGACGGCUGCCUCUCCCCCUCCGGUGAGCACCACAACGUGAGCGAACAAUGGCUCGAGGACGACUGUACCACGUGCUCGUGCGAGGCGGCCGGUCAGCCGCGCUGUGUCUCCGAAAUGUGCCACAUCAGCUGCCGUAACCCGCGCCGAGUGCCCGGACGCUGCUGUGCCGUCUGCGAUGAGUGUGACGUCAUGUGUCAGCACGGCUACCGGACGUCUCGCGACGGCACGCCCCUCUGCGAGUGUCUCACGGCUGACGAGGUGGAACAUAGUGUCCAGGGGUGCCGCAGUAUGGCCACCUGUAAGAAGGCCUGCCCACACGGCUUCAAAGUUGAUGAGGACGGUUGUGAGAGGUGCAAGUGCAAAAAGUGCCGUAAGCUGAAGGACUGCAACAAGACGUGUCCGUUCGGGUUUGAGACCAACGACCGGGCGUGCCCGAUCUGCAAGUGCCGCUCGGAGCCGACUGUUGACGAGGACGUGACCUCUGACCCCGGGUCGGCCGGUGACCUGCACUGCGUGACCCAGGACGGCCGCGAGUACGAGGAGGGUGAGCAGUGGCACGACGGCUGCCGUCAGUGCUACUGCCACGGCGGGGUGGAGAUGUGCGCAGUUAUCUCGUGUCCCGUGCCGCGCUGUGAGAGACCAGAGAUCGCCGAGGGACAGUGCUGCCCCACGUGCCCAGACGGCGUGGAGCACCCGGCCCUGCUGAACGUCACCGUCUGCCAGUCAGUGGACGGCCGCACGUACGUGGAGGGCCAGACGUGGCAGCUCGACUCGUGCACACGCUGUCUGUGCCACGUGGGCCGCGUGCUGUGCAGCGCUCCGUCCUGCCCGCCGGCCCCGUGCGCCGAGCCCGUCCGGACGCCUGGCGGCUGCUGCGGAACCUGCAGUGUCGAGACCGACCACCAGGUGGCAGGCGCGUCGUGUCUGGACGCGGCCGGCGCCGAGCGUAGUGCUGGGGAGAGCUGGCGGCAGGGCUCGUGUGUGAGCUGUGUCUGCAGGGACGGAGAGGUGGCCUGCUUCCACGAGAAGUGUCCGCCCCUGGACUGUGUCCGGCCCGUGCUGAAAAAGGACCACUGCUGCCCGGUCUGCCUCGAACCUCCUCCAUCGUCUCACUGCAUCUACAAGAACCGCACCAUCUCUGACGGCGACGCCUGGGACGUGGAUCCGUGCACCAGCUGUGUGUGCCAGCACGGACAGACCAUCUGCACGCGCAAAACGUGCUCCGUUCAGUGCGACGAUCCGGUGGAGGAGGCCGGGCAGUGCUGCCCCGUCUGUAAAGAGGAGAGCGGCACAAAGCGUAACUACCACCUGAUGAGUGGAGUGAGCAAGGCCACGCACCGGACUGUGGUGCGGGGUCCCGAGGGCGGGUCACAGACGGCUCACCAUGGAGUCGAGCGGCAGCCAGGCGGCCAGCAGGCGACGCCCAGCUACAUUGCUCUCUGGGCCGUCAUCGGCCUCCUGGCCCUGCUCCUGCUGGCACUACUCGUGGUCUACUGCGCGCGGCGCCACCGCAACGGCUACUCGCCCAAAGAGAUGACCGAAGAGAAGAAACCCCUCAACGACUUGCAGGUGAUGAGAAGCUUUUCCAACGGGCGUGACAUCCACCAGGACGUACUGGAGAAGACUGGCGUGAAGGCUGUGUAGUACGCCCCCUCCCUCCCCCUCUCCCUACCAACCGGUGGACCGGCCGGCCGGCCGAGCAAAUCCGAACUGUGGUGAGACAGCGCUGUCACAAACGCUAGUGGCAUUUUGCGCGAGUUUUGUGUUUUUGUGGUAUUCGAACCGUGCGGCUGGCUAGGGCUUCUUACUAGGUCUCGAUUUCCAUGUGAGUUUAUCCGUAGCGCAACGGUGUGUUGGCGUUUUAUGACGUGGCAAUCGCCGAAGCGCGAAUGAAUCGCUCUCUGAGGGCUGCAGGACGGCGGGCCGAGGCCAGGCCGGGGAGAGGACCGAGCGAGUCGAGAGUGGAGGCGCCCCGCCGCACGAGCGCCAGAGCUGGCAGCUCCCAUCAUUUCACCUGUAUAUAGCCGACGUUCCCCAUCAUUUCACCAGUACAACGCGAAGUGGUCGCGUUCGCCGUCGCGUCUCGUCCCGAAAUCGCGUUUUCGCUUGCCUGGCGGGAAGCCAGCGAACUGUUGGUUAGCGUGAUGGCCGCCAGGCGGCAGCAGUGUGCACGUGGCCGGCGCCCUGAGCUCGCGGCGCCCGGUGAAUGGGAAAUGAUUGUUCAGUGACGCGCCGUGCUGCGACGCGCCAUCGGACAAUUGACUGUGAUAUGUGUGCGCGGUUCUCGGUAUGGCGGAAACGGAAGGAAAGGUCGCUGGCGUGCCGUGGAGGAAGCGGACACGGCCCCCGCCGCCUCAGUGUGCUCUGAUAGCUCUCAGACUUGCGUGGAGUCGGUAGCGAGUUUUGUAUUGAGAGGAGUUGAUCCGAUUCGUGCUACCAGGUGUUCACCGAUGGUUUUCAGAAGCGACUGUACCGCAGUGUUCGGUCGUCGCGGUUUCGUUCAGUUGCUUGUGUGUAUGCAGUGCCAAUGCUGCCCGCUUCCGACCAGCGAGUGUGUGCGUUCAGUUUAUCUGCCGAGCAAAUGUCACUACUAGUGUUAGCUGUAUCGAGACACAUAUUACCAGCUGUCUUAUGCUACCAUGUAUUUAUGAUUAUAGACAAUAUCUUGACAAUAUCUCGCUGCGUUUGAUAUGGAAGGAUUCAAAUUUCAAGGUACCGUUGUUGGA
Messenger RNA from Amphibalanus amphitrite, 3898 nucleotides. Its product is annotated as cysteine-rich motor neuron 1 protein-like. The transcript is spliced from 12 exons. Gene Ontology annotation, cellular component: extracellular region. The record is from RefSeq and is a predicted model, not a curated record. The coding region runs from base 264 to 2816 and encodes 850 amino acids. Lineage: Eukaryota; Metazoa; Arthropoda; Thecostraca; Balanomorpha; Balanidae. Gene Ontology annotation, molecular function: serine-type endopeptidase inhibitor activity; protein binding.